Messenger RNA from Effrenium voratum, 2348 nucleotides. Lineage: Eukaryota; Dinophyceae; Suessiales; Symbiodiniaceae. The record is from the annotation of a GenBank genome assembly.
CUUUCCGCGGCUCCCUUUUUUCGCAGCAUGUUUGCCUUGUGCAGGGCUCGCUUGCUGCAGGAGGUUCCCCUGUCUCUGGGCUCGCGGUGGACAAGUUCCAUCGUGCGCCGGAGGCGCCGCGCGCUGUUUAAGGCCAUGGCCGACUCGAGCACCCACCCGGCGAAGGUCCAGCGGCUGCGAGAGAAAUCUGCCAGGCCCGCAGUGGACACCUUGCGGUACAUUUUCGAGACCAAGGUGGCGCGGGUGCAGACGCAAGAGGACCGCAAGCGCCUUUGGUACGACCUGCGGUACAACCGCUACGCCCCCAGCUUCCUGGGCCAAAUCAAGCCCCAAAUGAAGCUUUGGACGGCGGCACUGCACGAGUCGCAGCUGCCAGUGGCGCGCCUGCCGGAGGUGGCGGUGUGUGGCCGCUCCAACAGCGGGAAGUCAACGCUGGUGAACUACUUGUGUGGCCGGCACAGCGCCAAUGUGCGGAGGAUCCCGGGCAGUACUACGGAGCUGGUCUUCUGGAAGGUGGGGCGCCCGGCCCAGCUGUGCCUGGUGGACCUGCCCGGCUACGGCUUCGCGGAGGCUCCGGAGGAGAAGCGGCUUCAGUGGACGGAGUUCACCCUGUGGUACAUCCGCGCCAGGAAGAACCUGAGACGGGUGCUCCUGUUGAUCGACGGGCGGCAGGGCCUCAAGCCCUCAGACCGGGAGAUGAUCUCCUACCUGGAGCGCCACGACGUGGCCUGGCAGGUGGUGGUGACCAAGUGCGACAAGGUGGUGGGCAAGCAACUGGCUAAGCGCCUCACCAUCAUGAAGGAGGACCUGUCGCAGUUCCGCAAGAUGGCAGCGGACCCAUUGCCAGUGAGCGCCCUGAAGCGCCAUGGCAUGGAGGCGCUGCGGGACGUGCUCAGCGACAUGAAGGUUGCCAAGGAGUUUGUCAAGGACGGGAUCCGGCGGCGGGUCUACGACAUGCUGGAGCAGAAGCGGCUUCGCAACGCAGAGAGGCGGAAGCGGAGGAAGGAGCGCAAGGCAGAGGAGGCGGCAAAUCCAAAGCCUGUCGAUGAGGCCCAUGAGAAGGAGGAGGAAGACGAGGGUAUCGAGAGCAAGGAUCUUCACGAAAUCCUCGGCACCUGGGGUCCGUCGCCAAAAGUUCCUGCCCAGGAAGCACCUACCGAGGUCCGCAAGGUGCACGUGCCUGAUGACCGAAACACCCAGCGAGUGGAUGCAUUCAUGGCGUCACUUUUCCCCGACUUCAGCGAGAUGCGCGCCGGGGCGUCGGCCUCGGCAAGCCGAUCUUCGGGAGCUGAAUUCAGCCAAUACAAUUUGGCUGGAGCGUCGGCUGGCCAAUUUGAAGUGCACCUGGAAGAAGAAGGGAGGUUGCUAUCAGUACCUGCAGAUGAGGGUGAGGCAAUCGAAGAGGAUUCUGAAUCUGAAAGUGACGAGGAGAUGGAUUCGGUGAAGCCAGAGGUGCGCCAUUUCGAGAUCAAGUCUGAUCAAGGCCAAGGUCGUCAGGGCCUGCGCCCCGGUCAGCCCGUCAAGACCACCAAGCCUUCCAAGAUCGAGCUCUUCCCGGGCCAAGACAGCAGGGUCUCCCUGCGCCGCGUGCGCCCUCAGAAGGACCAGCUCUACUCGGAGGACGACGUCCUGUCCCCCGCGGACUACGCCGCGGGGUUCCGGCGCUGGGCGCCCAGCGCGCCCAGCCCGGAGCAGCCGGGCCUUUUCAUGGCGGAGGCGCGGAGGCGCUACGAGCGGGAGUGGGCAACGGAGCUUGAGGACGUGGACUAUGCCCGGGGUGGCGCGCCGGAUGCGCUGAAACCGAAGAAGGAGAAGGUGAGGGAGGAUGCGCAGGAGAAGCGUGUGCGCAUGCCCUUCAUCACCCACAAAGGCGACAAACCUAUCCUCCCGGGCCAUGGCAAGUGGCGCGUCUUGGGCCGGCCUCCAUCGAAGAUCUUGAAGGCGAAGAGGACGAUGGACGCGGCCAAGGCCCUGAAUGUGAAGAGCCGGUACAAGCGCAAGCGGAACCUGGGCUCGGGCCUGGAAUGGGACGAAGCCAAGGAGAAGUGGGCGAAUUGGUACCAAAAGAACCGGAAGUCCAACUGGGAUCGAGUGCAAGAGGCGAGCUCGCCGAAGAAGGAAGAUGUGGAGGCGGCCUUUGAGAGCCAUCAGGAGCGUCGCAGGAAGCGGAUGGCCCAAACAAGGCAGGGGAUGCGGCACAGCGGAGGCCGAGCCCGAGAAGUGAACAAGCCCAGGGACGAGGCGGCAAUGCCAGACUGGGCUGAAAAGUAGAAAAUGGGCCGAGCAGUGAGCCCUUUGAAUGCCAAGUGACCAGCCAAAGAUGCCAGUGAUGUUUGCGCUGAGCCAGC